AGUCAGCCCAAAGCAGCCGUGCUGUUUGACUCUUGGGACCUGCACGCAUACAAACAAUGGCGCUGCAGCAUAUACAACGAAGCCGCGUUAGACGAUGAUGAUAUCCCGCUGCCCUCCGCAUUUGAGUACGCGGAUUUCCUGGAUUGGCGCGCAGACCAGGGCAUACAAACUCCCGACCUGGAGCCAGAAGAUCAGGCACCACAGCUGGCGACUGGAAACUUUGAGCUUGCAACCCGUUGUGGACAUCCACUGCACCCGGGGCAUCCCAUGGUACAGGCAAAGCAAAAUCAAAAGCAAGGCGAAGAAGACGACGAUGAAACUGACCAAGAUCCCAUUCUUUGGUGUCCCAUGUGCACCUUGCAAGCUCAUCUCAAGUUGCUGGCUGAACUGUGGCAUCACUGGCUUGAGGUGGGCGGGCCAUGGCGGAGUUUGCCUCCUGGCAUAACCGCCGACGUCUCCCAGUUAGCCAAGCGAGCGUACUAUAAGCGCAAAGUGGAUUUGAUCAACGAGAUAGAUGUCAUAGACGAUUUUGCCCACUUUGAAGCAAUUUGGGAGUCUUCAAACCCAGGAGCGGACAUCGAAGCCACGAGGCCAUGGAGCGCUACCAACGCAAUGGAGGCAUAUGCAAAGGGCAUCCGGUUUCCUGCACAACUAGCAGAUGAGGGCAAGGCGCCUCCAUAUAAGCCGCCGAAGAGCAAGAAGAAGCGGCUCUCGUACUCGUCCGACACACCCGAGGAUACCCGUCAUCGACCCAGCGGCCUCUUUGCUCGCCGCUAUCCGUUUUACGAUCCCAACUCUCCACACCGUUGCCCAGACGAGGAGGGCUGGGCCGAGACAUCCUUCAAGAACGAUUGGGAAUACACAAUUCGACAAUGCCAGCUAUUGCUCUGUGACCGCGAUCCUUCUUUGCCUAAUGUUACCUUUCAAAAACUCACCGACGACGUCUCCAAGGACCGCUUGACCGAUAUGUUGAACGAUUCUUUCCAGUCCAUGGAGGAGGAUUGGAAGCAGCCAUGGGCCAACAUGUUGCUCUGUACGACUGACAUUUUCCUUGUGUGGAAGAAUGAGGACCGCUCUAGUGGCCAUGGCAACGAGUUUGAUAGCUGGGACAAGGUCCCAACGCUUGUCGGCACAAGACUGGAGGAUUUCGCACGGCAGACGGGUGACAUAGACGAAGAGGAUACAACGUCGUAUUCGGACCCAGUUUCUAUGUCGCAACGAGUAGAGGAAGACGAGAGUAAAGACUACUUCGACCAGGACUCGGUUGCAUCGGACAUGAAUGAGGAGGAAGAGGAA
Exserohilum turcica Et28A is the source of this 1296-nucleotide messenger RNA. RefSeq lists its product as uncharacterized. The transcript has a single exon. The annotation marks the transcript as partial. Lineage: Eukaryota; Fungi; Ascomycota; Dothideomycetes; Pleosporales; Pleosporaceae. The record is from RefSeq and is a predicted model, not a curated record.